Cooperia oncophora is the source of this 282-nucleotide messenger RNA. Lineage: Eukaryota; Metazoa; Nematoda; Chromadorea; Rhabditida; Trichostrongylidae. The record is from the annotation of a GenBank genome assembly.
AUGAUUGACGAAGAACGUGCAGAGCGACGGUCGAUGGUAGGAGCACCACCCACUGCCAGAAAGCCAGCGCAGCCAUUGGCGAGGCCUUCCCGAACACCAAGAGCUUCGGCGUCAAGACACAGUGCAAAGAAGAAGCAGGAGGAGGAAUCUGAAGAGGAACGUGAAAGCGGUAGUGAGCGUCAGGAUAGCGAGGCUGGGGAAGCAGGUGAAGACGAUUCUGGUACUGACGAGCCAGCUGGAAAUGAAACGCCUGGAAAGCCCAAAAGAAAGGUAUACUUUUGA